Messenger RNA from Ramularia collo-cygni, 1521 nucleotides. Its product is annotated as probable cytochrome P450 67. The coding region runs from base 1 to 1521 and encodes 506 amino acids. NCBI's taxonomy places the organism in Eukaryota, Fungi, Ascomycota, Dothideomycetes, Mycosphaerellales, Mycosphaerellaceae. Gene Ontology annotation, molecular function: monooxygenase activity; oxidoreductase activity, acting on paired donors, with incorporation or reduction of molecular oxygen; heme binding. The record is from RefSeq and is a predicted model, not a curated record. The transcript has 3 exons.
AUGUUCCUCUCCGUGCUGCUCACACCGUGGGCGCUCUUGGCGUUACCGUUGCUCUUCUACGUCCUCCCAUUCAUCCGCAACUGGUCCAUUCAAGAUGUCCCUGGUCCCAUCCUGGCCAAGUUUACCAACUUAUGGUACAUGUACGAAUGCCGGCGUUGCCGACGGUAUCUCACCGUACACAAGCUGCAUGAGAAGUACGGCAAAUUCGUGCGCGUCCAACCAGAUCAUAUUUCCAUCGCGGAUCCAGAGGCUAUCCCAAUCGUGUAUGGCCAUGGUACAGGAACCUUGAAGUCCCAGUACUAUGAUGCAUUUGUCUCUAUCCAGCGUGGGCUCUUCAACACGAGAGAUCGUCAUGAGCACACCCGCAAACGAAAGACGGUUUCUCAUACCUUCAGCGCCAAGAGUGUGGGCCAGUUUGAGCAAUACAUUCACCACAACCUGGAGCUUCUGGCCACGAGAUGGGACGAACUCAGCGAGAAGAGCCAAGGAAAGUACGCCACAUUUGAUGCUCUUCACUGGUUCAACUAUGUUGCAUUCGAUAUCAUCGGAGAUUUGGCCUUUGGCGCACCGUUCGGAAUGUUGGAGAAGGGGGCAGACAUCGCAGAGGUCCGAUUAGAUCCAAAUGGUCCUGCGACUUACGCCCCUGCGAUUGAAGUGUUGAACCGAAGAGGAGAAGUCUCGAACGCUGUGGGUUGCUGGCCUGCGAUCAAGCCGUAUGCAAAGUACCUCCCGGACCCCUUCUUCAGCAAAGGCAUGGCAGCCAUUGCCAAUCUUGCCGGAAUCGCAACUGCUCGUGUAAAUGCACGGCUUGCGGCUGCAGAGAAUGGAGAAAUCACACGUGUUGAUCUGCUUGCGAGAUUGAUGGAAGGCAAGGAUGAGAAUGGCCAGAAGUUGGGUCGCGCAGAGUUGACUGCAGAGGCACUCACUCAGCUCAUCGCCGGAUCCGACACCACCUCUAACACUUCCUGUGCGCUACUAUUCCACUGUCUCACCAAGCCGAACGUCGUCAAGAAGCUUCAGGUGGAGCUUGACGCCGCACUUCCCAGUGAUGCCGUUCCCUCCUUCGACCAAGUCAAGGAUCUAAAGUACAUGGACAUGGUCAUCCAGGAAACACUUCGCAUCCACAGCACUUCUUCCCAGGGUCUUCCGCGUGUUGUGCCUCCUGGRGAUGGGUUGGAUGUUGCAGGGCGGCAUUUCCCUCAAGGUGUUGUGCUCAGCGUUCCCGCAUAUGUCAUGCACCAUAGCAAGGAGAUCUGGGGUCCUGAUGCCGAUGAAUUCCGUCCUGAGAGAUGGGAGAAGAUCACAGAGAGACAGAAGCUUGCCUUCAUCCCGUUUUCGUUUGGUCCACGUGCUUGUGUUGGAAGGAAUGUUGCUGAGAUGGAGCUGGCCCUCAUUGUUGCUACCGUCUUCCGGAGAUACGAGUUUGAGUUGUAUCAAGAUAAGCUGGAGACCCGAGAGGGCUUCCUUCGCAAGCCAUUGGGACUUGAAGUGGGAAUGCGGAGGCGGCAGUCGAAGUCAUAG